AUGAGCUCAUCGCCAGCUGUGUGCCCUUCGCCGGGUUAUGGCUUUCCUCCCACUGGUGGCGAUUAUUUUAGUGCCAAGAAGUCGCCAUCAAGACUCAAGUCCAGCAUGAUUCCAAAAGAACUCCCGGAAGACUUUUCUAUGAAUACUCAACCCGAUUAUUUUACCAGUGGUGUGCCUCAGAAAGAUGACUAUUUUGUAAACUUUCCUCCAAAAGAUACCUCAAAAGCUCCCACUCCACCAGUUAAUCCACACAAGCAAUACAACUCGUUUGGGUCUACCCUAUCGCAUAACACUGACGGUCACUCGGCACACUCUUCUAUGACUUUUGAUGACAUGAGUGAUACCGGCUCCAUUCACAAACCGCGAUCUACAACUGAACCCAGAUUUAGUUUCCAUGGGUCACAACCACUGAUGUCUCUGCAUAAGUCUUCUUCGCCACCACCUCUAAUGACGUUAAGCUCACUUCCCCAUCAACUGGACGUUGCAAAAACUACUCCACCAGGCUUUACUAAGCACAACACCAGCCCUAUGAGUUUGAGCUUUGGCUGUCCUCUGACCCAUGUCCACCCCCAUCAUGCCAUACCCAUACCCAAAGAUAGCAGACCGCUUAUUGAACAGCUCCCUCAUGUGUCAUACCUCCCAUCACCAAAAUUAUCCGAUACAAUCGAAAAUUCCAAUACCCUCAUCGUGGAUGUACGUCCAUUUGCCGACUAUAUCAAGUCUCACAUAAAGGGAGCCAUAAACAUAUGCCUUCCGCUGACCCUUUUGAAAAGACAGAGCUAUACCAUAUCAAGAUGCGUCACUUCGAUGCCUGCUUAUGAAAAGUCGAUUGUAAGCUCAUUCGUCGAUAACCACCAAUCUCAUGAUGCAGUAAUCUUGUACGAUACCACUGGCUCAUCGUCAAAUUUGUACCAUUUAGCUUGCAAGUUUGGUGACAAAUCAAUAUUUAAAUCACGCAUCUACAUCUUGGAUGAAGCUUAUGCUGUCUUCAAAGAAGUAUACCCUGACAACAUCGUAUCUGGUACCGCAGAUAUAUCGUCCAACAAACCUGGAAAAGAAGACCAUCUUUCGAAAUCCUUGAGUUCUUGCUCUUUGACCGAAGAAACGAAAACUCCCACCCUCCAUUUCACUCCCAUUUUAUCCAACUUCAAACUUCCGGACACCCCGAGAAAUACCUUCAAAAUACGCCAUAACGAAGAAGUGUUGUCCCCUCAACUAGAUUCUAGGCAAACUAUAACUUUGGAGAACUCAUCUUUGUCUAAUGAAGAGAGAGCAAAGCUACCAAACUGGAUUUUGCAAACGGUAGACAAUCCAAUCACCAUAGAGAGGGAUUUCCAAACGUUGGAGAAGUUUGAAAAGAAGCGGCUCCUUCAUGCACUUUCAGGUCAAAAGUUAAAGAGAGACUGUGCUAACGAUAGUCAUGAUGCUUCAUCGCCCACCUUUGUACCAUCUAUAACCUCAGGUAUUGAAUUAGGUCACAAGAAUCGGUACAAGGAUAUUUUCGUAUACGAGCAUUCUCGUGUGCGCCUUCAAGAGCAGCAACAACAGGCUUGUGAUUACAUUAACGCCUCCUACAUUGACCCUUCUGGACUUCAAGAGUUUUCUAAGGAUCCACUGAAGUUACAGUGUAAUUACAUUGCGACCCAAGGACCAUUGAACAGCACCAUUGGUGAUUUCUGGAAAUGUGCUUUGGAUAACCACUGCUCAAUAAUUGUGUCCUUGACGGGUGAAACUGAAAACGGUGUGGACAAGUGCUCACCAUUUUGGAGAGCUGGAACGUACACUUCGAACUCGACUUCGAUCGUCGUCUCACUUGAAGAGGAUGCUCAAAUUGAUGAGAAUUUGCUACUUCGUCGUUUCACCGUCUCAAUGGGAAAUAAUAAACCACAAUCUGUAUUACAGAUUCAUUUGUUGUCUUGGCCAGACAUGGGUUCAAUAUCCAAGUCUGAAGAUAUACUUACGGUUGUGUUCUUGAAACAGUUCUUGCUGGACAAGUUAAAAUCGUCUGAUGGUAGGGCAAUGAUCCAUUGCUCUGCAGGAUGCGGCAGAACUGGUACAUUGUGUGCCAUUGAUACAAUUUUGAGUUUGAUGAAAACGAACGGAACCAACGAGUUUGAACGUGAUCCCGUUUAUGCUAUCGUCAAUUCAUUCCGCAACCAAAGAAUAUCCAUGGUUCAAAACUUGAGGCAAUACAAUUCUAUCUACGACACCAUUCUACUUUUUUUGAAGGACGAGGCAAAUGGUACGAGACAUUGGCGGCACUUGGAGGACAACUGUUUGGUCCAAAAUUUUUUGAAUACAUAA
Messenger RNA from Meyerozyma guilliermondii ATCC 6260, 2304 nucleotides. RefSeq names its product tyrosine protein phosphatase (gene PTP3). The record is from RefSeq and is a predicted model, not a curated record. The coding region runs from base 1 to 2304 and encodes 767 amino acids. Gene Ontology annotation, molecular function: protein tyrosine phosphatase activity. Gene Ontology annotation, biological process: protein dephosphorylation. The transcript has a single exon. NCBI's taxonomy places the organism in Eukaryota, Fungi, Ascomycota, Pichiomycetes, Serinales, Debaryomycetaceae.